CCGCCGAGGGGAUGGGGCGGGACGUCCGGGGUGCGCGCACGCAUCCGGCCCGCGGCGCGCGCGCAGGUGGGUGCGUCGGUCGGGGGCGCGCUCGGGUAACCUGUACCCCACGUAGUCGCCGGUUACCGAUCGGACUAAGUUCCAGUUGGUGAUUUACAAAUCAAGUUAAAAUGUCCCCGGAAGUGGCCUUGAACAGAAUUUCUCCAAUGCUCUCCCCAUUUAUAUCUAGUGUGGUCCGGAAUGGAAAAGUGGGACUGGAUGCUACAAACUGUUUGAGGAUAACUGACUUGAAAUCUGGCUGCACAUCAUUGACUCCUGGACCCAAUUGUGAUCGAUUUAAAUUACACAUACCAUAUGCUGGAGAGACAUUAAAAUGGGAUAUCAUUUUCAAUGCCCAGUACCCAGAGCUGCCCCCUGAUUUUAUCUUUGGAGAGGAUGCUGAAUUCCUGCCAGACCCUGCGGCUCUGCAGAACCUUGCCUCCUGGAAUCCUUCAAAUCCUGAAUGUCUCUUACUUGUGGUGAAGGAACUUGUGCAACAGUAUCAUCAAUUUCAAUGUAGCCGUCUCCGGGAGAGCUCCCGCCUCAUGUUUGAAUACCAGACAUUACUGGAAGAGCCACAAUAUGGAGAGAACAUGGAAAUAUAUGCUGGGAAAAAAAACAACUGGACUGGUGAAUUUUCAGCUCGUUUCCUUUUGAAGUUGCCAGUGGAUUUCAGCAAUAUUCCCACAUACCUGCUCAAGGAUGUAAAUGAAGACCCUGGAGAAGAUGUGGCCCUCCUUUCAGUCAGUUUUGAGGACACUGAAGCUACCCAAGUAUACCCCAAGCUAUACUUGUCACCCCGAAUUGAGCAUGCACUUGGCGGCUCCUCAGCUCUUCAUAUCCCAGCUUUUCCAGGCGGAGGAUGUCUCAUUGAUUAUGUUCCUCAAGUGUGCCACCUGCUCACUAACAAGGUGCAGUAUGUGAUUCAGGGAUAUCACAAAAGAAGAGAGUAUAUUGCUGCUUUCCUCAGUCAUUUUGGCACAGGUGUCGUGGAAUAUGAUGCAGAAGGCUUUACAAAACUCACUCUGCUGCUGAUGUGGAAAGAUUUUUGUUUUCUUGUACACAUUGACCUGCCCCUGUUUUUUCCUCGAGAUCAGCCAACUCUCACAUUUCAAUCCGUCUAUCACUUUACCAACAGCGGACAACUUUACUCCCAGGCCCAAAAAAAUUAUCCAUACAGCCCCAGAUGGGAUGGAAAUGAAAUGGCCAAAAGAGCAAAGGCUUAUUUCAAAACCUUUGUCCCUCAGUUCCAGGAGGCAGCUUUUGCCAAUGGAAAGCUCUAGGAAACACCAGUCUUGAGAGGUGGCCAGCCAGACUGCUCUGUCCACUUGCGUGUCAGCACACACGCUGCUUCCUGGAAGCCCCUGGGAAUGUCCUCCUGGCAGCGCUUCAUUCACACAGCAGCUUUGCAUGGCCCAGACAGCCCCGACUGCCGGAGCCCCUCCUUGAGCUGGCUGACAGCACCAAAAUCCUAGAGCCCCUCACUUUUUUUCUUUCCUUUAUUAUAUUUCCUAAUUGAAAUAAAUAAACUCAUAAAUCAUGAUGCAGUAAUUUUCCAGGGAAAGUAAGACGUCAGAAAUGUACACACCCUUCUUCCAACGCCUUUGUCUCGGAGACUCCAAGUUUUAAGAUUUAAUACCCCUUGGCUUUGUUUUUCC
Molecule: messenger RNA, 1697 nt
Organism: Nycticebus coucang (slow loris)
Lineage: Eukaryota; Metazoa; Chordata; Mammalia; Primates; Lorisidae
Gene: BABAM2
Product: BRISC and BRCA1 A complex member 2
Exons: 12
Coding region: 171-1322 (383 amino acids)
Biological process (GO): double-strand break repair
Cellular component (GO): BRISC complex; BRCA1-A complex
Source: RefSeq, a predicted model, not a curated record